Messenger RNA from Pristis pectinata (smalltooth sawfish), 1607 nucleotides. RefSeq names its product sorting nexin 3 (gene snx3). Bases 41 to 538 code for a protein of 165 amino acids. Gene Ontology annotation, biological process: endocytic recycling; late endosome to Golgi transport. The transcript has 4 exons. The record is from RefSeq and is a predicted model, not a curated record. NCBI's taxonomy places the organism in Eukaryota, Metazoa, Chordata, Chondrichthyes, Rhinopristiformes, Pristidae. Gene Ontology annotation, molecular function: phosphatidylinositol-3-phosphate binding. Gene Ontology annotation, cellular component: retromer complex; early endosome membrane.
CGUCACCGGAGUCGUCGGUAGGCGAGAGAAAGGGAACAAGAUGGCCGAGGCUGUGCCCGACACCAGGCGGUUGUUAGCUAAGCCCCAGAACCUCAAUGAUGCCUACGGGCCGCCCAGCAACUUCCUGGAGAUUGACGUGGGCACCCCGCAGACUAUGGGGGUCGGCAGGCAGCGCUACACCACCUACGAGGUCCGGAUAAAGACUAAUCUACCAAUAUUCAAGUUGAAGGAAUCUUCUGUGAGAAGAAGAUACAGUGAUUUUGAAUGGCUGAGAAAUGAACUGGAAAGGGAAAGCAAGGUUGUGGUGCCACCAUUGCCUGGUAAAGCACUAUUUCGUCAGCUGCCUUUUAGAGGGGAUGAUGGCAUCUUUGAUGACAAUUUUAUAGAAGAAAGAAGACAAGGACUUGAACAAUUUAUUAACAAAGUUGCUGGGCAUCCCUUGGCACAGAAUGAGCGCUGCCUUCAUAUGUUCCUGCAAGAGGAAAUCAUAGACAAAAACUACACACCAGCAAAAGUGAAACAUGCACAAACAGUGUGAAAGGACUAAGACACUGAUCUGUGAAAGAAAUCCUUCCAUACCAAUUGAAAUUGCUGGUUUUUGUUGAUCCUCAGUACAUCUUUCUGCUUACUGAUGUUUCUGAAAACAGAACUUCAUCUCAGGUGCAGGUUAUGAGCAAGAAAGAUCUGCAUUCGGGAUUAGAGCUGGCUACUAUAAUUUGGCUUAAUAUAACACUUUAUUGCUUUAUUCAUACUGAAGCCUUAAAUUGAGUAAAGUAUGCUGAUGUAAUUGUUUGUGCCCAGAUGAUGCAUUUGGCAGAAUUGUCAGAUGAACCUGUGGUAUGAGUGCAGCAUUUCUAACAACUUUAUCUGAUGCUUCAUCAGUUGUGAAAGAAUAUUUUUAUAAUGCAUGUGCUUUGUAAUUUAAAAAUCCUAGCUGAAGUCUGUCCAUAUUAGGCAAGUUUUGUUCUGAGUGCAUGGUAAAUGGAUGGAGAGACCAAGUCUUCCCAGAGGCCACCAAUAGCCAAAAUGAACUUCUGAGAUUCAAUAAUGUCCCUUCAAACCAUUGCCAAGUUCAAUUAUUACCAUGUAGCUCCCUUUUUCCCUCAGCUAGUAACCUUGAUCAAUACACUGCAUUUGUAUUCUCCUUGGAUCUUUAAGUAACAGAAGUAGAGCCUCUUUCAGAUGCUUCCUUUUCAAGUUUUUGUACUAACUCUUGUAGCCAUGUCUCUGCUUUUGAAUUUAUCAGACACUAAGACUAAGCCUCCUGCAAAGUUGAAAUGUUUUCAAAUAAACUUAAUACAAAUGCUGAAUCAUAUUUAACUUGUGCACAUGUUACUAUGCUUUGUAAUCUUUAAUACUAUUCUCUGGUUUGUUACACAAUUUGGAUGAGCUUUGCUGCUUCUCCAAACAUUUGGAUGUGCAUCAGUGUUUAAUGGAAGAGCAGCAGAGUUAGUUCCAGCCAGUAUUUUCUGGUGCAAUUGAUUUACCAGUCACCAGUUAAGUGAAAUCUUGCUGUAUUCUGGGUUGGCUGUGUUUUGUCUUGAUUUAACUGCACUUGAGGAUAACUUGAGACUGUAAAGGCACAUUAAACAUGUAUUGAUAACUGA